Messenger RNA from Cladophialophora immunda, 3196 nucleotides. RefSeq names its product methionine-tRNA ligase. Gene Ontology annotation, biological process: methionyl-tRNA aminoacylation. The record is from RefSeq and is a predicted model, not a curated record. Gene Ontology annotation, molecular function: ATP binding; methionine-tRNA ligase activity. NCBI's taxonomy places the organism in Eukaryota, Fungi, Ascomycota, Eurotiomycetes, Chaetothyriales, Herpotrichiellaceae. The coding region runs from base 55 to 1872 and encodes 605 amino acids. The transcript is spliced from 3 exons.
GUUGACUCUCCCAUCGUGUGCCCACCCAGCACCUUGAAAGCCUUCCCUUCCAGCAUGCUGGCUCUCGAGCGCAACGCUCGCAGUUUCUUCCUCCAAUGUCGCGCUUCUGCCCGGUGUCGACCAUCUCAACCAGUUCUGCUUCGUGGCAACCCCCAACGACGCGGCCUGGCAGCAGCCAUUGAGCCAGAACGGCCUACCAUUGCCCCAGCAGGGAAACCUUUCUACGUGACAACUCCCAUCUUCUAUGUCAACUCAGCACCCCAUGUCGGCCACCUCUACACGUUAGUCCUCGCAGAUGUUCUCAAACGAUGGGCAAAGCUUCGCGGCGAUCAGAGGGCGACCCUACUGACGGGAACCGAUGAACAUGGAAUGAAGGUUCAAAAGGCUGCUCAAAAGGCGAACACCGACAUCAAGUUGUUCUGCGAUCACCACGCUGAGCAGUUCAAGACAUUAUGUGACGCGGCCAAUAUCGACUAUGAUCGCUUCAUUCGUACCACGGACGAGGACCAUAAGGAUGUUGUCCGGUAUGUCUGGGAAGAGCUGAACCGCAGUGGAUACAUCUAUGAAGCCAAGCAUGAGGGAUGGUACUCGGUCAGCGACGAGACUUUCUAUCCCUCAACUCAAGUCCACAAAGUCCUCGAUCCCUCGACAGGGUUAACGAAAAUCGUCUCCAUCGAGACUGGAAAAGAUGUGGAAUGGACUUCGGAGAUGAAUUACCAUUUCCGGCUGUCCGCUUUUCAGGCUCCCCUGCUGAAGUACUACGAGGAACACGCAGGCGCCAUUGUCCCAAAACAGCGCAUGGCCUUCAUUAUGGACGAGAUUCGAAGUGGACUCAAGGACCUCUCUGUUUCUAGACCUUCAUCGCGGUUGACGUGGGGAAUUCAAGUUCCAGGUGACGAGAGCCAGACUAUCUACGUCUGGCUCGACGCCUUAUUCAAUUACCUGACAAUGACAGGAUACCCGUUCGUCAACCGAAAUGAUCCGAACAUGGUUUGGCCACCGAACUGUCAAGUCAUUGGCAAAGACAUUAUUCGUUUUCACACGAUAUACUGGCCUGCUUUCCUCAUGGCUUUGGAACUUCCUGUGACCGAAAGAUUCCUGACCCACGCUCAUUGGACGAUGAACAAUGAGAAGAUGUCCAAAUCAGCCGGGAAUGGGGUCAAUCCAUUCUACGCCAUGGACCGAUUCGGAGUGGAUUGUAUUCGAUUUUUCAUGGCACACAAUGGGGGUAUUGUCGACGAUGCUACCUACGACAAUUCCUUCAUUGAAGAAACGUACAAUCACUUGCUGAGGGGUGGUCUCGGAAAUCUGAUUCAUCGUGUCUUCAAGAGCAAGCACUUCGACGUCCGCGAAGCGGUCAGGUUGGCCAAGGAAGACGAGAGUUUCUCGAAAGCCAUCACUCAAGACCAAUGGCCCUCAAGUAAACCGGAACUGAAGGCCAUUCAUGCCAGUCUCAAAGGUCAAUAUGCCAAAUUAUGCACUGUGAGAGAAAUCGCAGACAGCCACAUGAAGGAACCAGAUCCCCGGAAGGCCGUCCAGUCAGUCUGCGAGCUCAUUGGAGAGACCAACAAGUUCUUUCACAACACCGGAGUCUGGAAGAUUAUCAAGAGUGCAGACCCCGAAACAAGACGCAUAGCCAAUUACGUCCUCUUCACGAGCGCGGAAUCUAUCCGAAUCAUGGCCAUCCUGCUCCAGCCAUUUAUGCCUGAAAGAAUGAAAGCCGCGCUUGAUUUGAUGGAAGUCAGCGAAUCAAAACGGGCAUUCGAGGACGCUGUUUUUGGUGCGGAUUUCGCAUAUGGCCCUCCAGCGCUCGAAGCCAAUGCAAAGGCGUCGGCUGAUGUCGUCUUUCCAAUGCUGUUGUCGUCUCAUUGAAAACACCAUGAGAAGCCACUGGAUCAAGCACAGGGACAAGCCUGCUUUAUCGUUCGACUCCAGCAUGGAAGACACAAUCACCUGUCGCCUUUCCCAUCUUCUCUGAGGGUUUCCCGGGACCGAGCCUUCCACGAGCGAAUAUUCUCGGCAACUACUCUCGAAGACCCGGUAAGCUUCACGGAUUGCUCCAAAUGUGGUAAACCUGGGCCGAAAGUCAAUACUCUUUCGCCCUGAAAUCCACUCGGACGAGGGCGCGAGUCCCCCAACUUCAUUUUGAUUGUUGUACCUGCAUUAGCGCGGUCAGCCGUACCAGAAGGAUUUGAUAAAGGCUGCAACAAUCUUGUAUUUUAUCUGUCCCAGAUAACCAUGUACUUUCAGAAUUCUACGCAGCCAGCCCACUUGUAACAUUCUCCUUGGACACCUGGUGCUCAUGAUCUGAUCUUUCAAACAACAAAGACGGGUUCCUCGUACGAGAUAAACGGCAAGAAGGCAGGGCUCGAGACACCCCUCUUUCGCGGAGAGCCAACUCCUUCGCGAGCAGCUGGCAGCUACCAGAUAUUUCAGAUACAAGGACAAGGACGUCAAGAGAGCGAGGGAACUGAGCGAAAAUCUGGGUGGUCAUGCUGAAAGUUCCAAUACGACGAUAUUUGCCAGUCUAUUCAGGGAAUGUUGAUCUCGGUGGUUACCAACAUGGUAAUAUUAGACCAUCGGGAAACGUGAUAUACACUUUGUGCCUCAAAUUUGAGGUCGAAGACAUGCAUUCCAAUGAUUGGCUCAUCUGAUCAACUAUAUAAAGAGGCGAGCCAGGAUGGUCCCCGACGUGAGCCUCAAAUUGAUGGAGUGCAAGCCUUGGUACUGUCUUACAAAUGUGGAAUCGAGAAUGGGAUUCCCCCAGCCGUUAAAACACGGGUCUGAACAGGUUGAAAUAAAGGGUGAAGCAGAAAGGUGUGUCCAGAUAUUCGGAAGUCGGGUUGACGGCAUCUUGUGGGAAGUAAAAAAGCGGUCGACCCAGAAUGCCCUACCAGCUUUCCCUGGAGUUGACAGCAGACUGCUCAAAUUGUACCCUUGUCCUCUUCACCCACGCCCUUUGUGCAUGGCGGCGUCCAUUCCCACCAGUGCUUUAGGAGUCGCAAUAUCCAGGGGAUUUGCCGCCACUGCUCCCAGCCCACUGCUGGAUCGUCAAGACGGUCGUGUACACACAACUUGCCAACCCGAAGGCAAACAUCAGAUAAUCUAACCAUCUCUGCAGGUCGGUCUUUGCCACAGCCUUGAGAUGCAACAAGGGAGGGUAGCAAUAUACCAGCGGUAUGCAUGCGAAGCUGCC